Fusarium sp. VM40 is the source of this 1521-nucleotide messenger RNA. The record is from the annotation of a GenBank genome assembly. Lineage: Eukaryota; Fungi; Ascomycota; Sordariomycetes; Hypocreales; Nectriaceae.
AUGGCUCUCCCUCCUAGAGUGUACCAGUUCCUGGUCGCCAUCUUUGCCUCACUUGGCUCUCUUCUAUACGGUUAUGAUCUUGGUGUCAUUGCCGAGGUGAUUGCCUCUGGCAACUUCAAGAGCAAAUUCGGCGAUGAUCCUAAUGCCACCGGUGCCGUGGUAUCGGUCUUCACAGGCGGUGCUUUCUUUGGCGCCAUGUUUGCUGGUUACGCUGGUGAUCGCAUCGGUCGCAAAUGGACCAUCAUGAUCGGUGCUCUUAUUUUCUUAUUGGGAGGUGGUCUUCAAACCGGAGCCGAUCAUAUCAAUUAUCUCUACGCAGGUCGUGCUCUUGCUGGCCUCGGCGUCGGUUUUCUCGUCAUGAUCGUCCCCGUCUAUCAAGGCGAGCUUUGCCAUCCUGACAUCCGCGGCCGUGUCACAUCCCUCCAGCAAUUCAUGCUCGGUAUCGGUGCCCUCGUCGCCACGGCCAUCGGCUACGGAACAUACACCGGUCUCGACGACGAUAACUCGGGCCAGUGGCGUAUCCCUCUUGGAAUCCAGAACGUCCCUGCUUUCUUCCUCGCUGCUCUUAUUCUGUUCUUCCCCGAGUCUCCUCGUUGGUUGAUUGACCACGGACGCGCGGAGGAGGGUCUCCAGACCCUUGCCAAGCUUCACGCUCAUGGUGACGUUAACGAUACCUGGGUCCGGGCAGAGUUUGAUCAGAUCCAAGAGCGUCUUGCUCUUGAGCAUGAGGCCUCUGCUAAGAGCUACAGUGAGCUCUUCACUGACAAGUCCUGCUUCCGCCGUCUCUGGCUUGCCAUUUCCGUGCAGGUCGCUGCCCAGAUGACCGGUGUCAGCGCAAUUCAGUACUACUCCGUCGCCAUCUACGCCAAGAUUGGUAUUCAAGGCGACGAGACCCUCCGAUACCAGAUGAUCUCCUCCGUCAUCGCCCUCAUCGCCCAGUUCAUCUGCAUGGUCGUCAUCGACCGCACCGGUCGUCGCUGGCCCCUUAUCGGCGGCAACAUUCUCAACUGCAUCACCUUCAUCAUCGCCACUAUCCUCCUUGCUAGCUUCCCUCCCGGAGCCGAGAGCGCUGGUGGUGGUGCAGCUGGCUGGGGAUUUAUUGUUGUCACCUGGGUGUACAACUUUUCCUUCAGUGCUACCUGUGGACCGUUGUCUUGGAUCAUCCCCGCUGAGAUCUUCGAUAUGAAGACCCGUGCUAAGGGUGUUUCCGUGGCUACUAUGAUGUCCUUUGCUUUCAACACCAUGAUUGGCCAGACCACCUCUGUCGCUCUCGACGACAAGACCGGUAUUGGCUGGAGAUGGUACAUCCUCUUCAUUGUCUGCAACUUCACCAACGCCGUCUACUUCUGGGCAAUCCUCCCUGAGACCGCUAACCGCCCCCUCGAGGAGAUGCGAUAUCUCUUCACCGAGGCUCCCUUGUUUGUUCCUCUUAUGGACAGUUCCAAGUUUGCCGCUGGUCAGGAUCUUGAGCGUCGGGUUGAAAAGGUUGAGGAGAAGCAGGAGCUUGAACACCGCGAUUAG